Ustilago hordei is the source of this 1503-nucleotide messenger RNA. RefSeq lists its product as uncharacterized. Gene Ontology annotation, molecular function: catalytic activity. Bases 1 to 1503 code for a protein of 500 amino acids. Lineage: Eukaryota; Fungi; Basidiomycota; Ustilaginomycetes; Ustilaginales; Ustilaginaceae. The transcript has a single exon. The record is from RefSeq and is a predicted model, not a curated record.
AUGCGGGCAAUUGCCAGCCGCUUUCGACCCGUGCUGCGCGAGCGGGCAAGGCUGGGGCUUCCAAAGUCAAUCUCUACGAGGACAGUAUCCGUCGUCUCCAUGACGACCCCGUCCGAUCAGGGCACCAAGUUAUCGAAGCGCCAGAUCGUCCAGGCAAUCCAUCGCGGCUUUGCAACUUGGCAGCCAAAGCUGUCCAGCGACACAAGAGCAUCAGGCACAUCCACCGACGACGGCCCUUCCAUCCCACCACCGCUCAAAGGAAUCCGCAUCGUCGAUCUCACUCGCGUUCUUGCAGGCCCUUACUGCACCAUGCUCCUCGCUGACCUUGGUGCAGACGUCAUCAAAGUCGAACAUCCUCGCGGCGGUGACGAUACCCGAGCUUGGCUCCCUCCUUUCGCUCAACCACCCACCGGCAAGGACGCACCCAAACCUCCGCCUGGAAAAGAGGACUACUGGGCUAGCCUGCCUCCCGAAUCAGCCUACUUUCUCUCCGUCAACCGCUCCAAGCGAUCCAUCACUGUUGACCUUAAAUCUCCCGCGGGAAAGAAGAUCAUCCACGAUCUCGUUGCUAAAGCGGACGUUGUGGUCGAGAACUACCUCCCCGGGAAACUCGCCAGUAUGGGUCUGGGCUAUGAGGAUUUGAACAAGAUCAAACCCGACAUCAUCUAUGCUAGUUUGACAGGAUACGGCCAGACGGGAUCGUACAGGGACAAAGCGGGAUACGAUGUGAUUAUUGCAGCGGAUGCGGGAAUGAUGCAUAUCACCGGCGAAGCUGAUCGACCUCCCGUCAAGAUUGGAGUUGCAAUGACAGAUCUCACGACGGGGUUAUACGUUCAUGGAGCGAUCAUGGCCGCCCUACUCGGCAGAGCGCAAACAGGCAAAGGCGUCCAUAUCGAUGCCAGCUUGUUCGAAUCUCAAAUUGCCUCUCUUGCCAACAUCGCAUCUAACUACCUCAUCGCAGGACAAGAAGCUGGUCGACACGGAGACAAGCACCCUUCCAUCGUCCCCUACCAAACAUUUCAGGCCAAAGACGGCCGGAUCAUGCUGGGCGCAGGAAAUGACGGUCAGUUCAAGUUCCUCUGCAAUCUUCUCGGCAAACCUGAACUCUCUUCAGACUCUAAGUAUGCGACGAACGCAGCAAGGGUUCAGCACAGAGAAGAACUGAUCCCACUGCUGGAUAAAUUGCUCAAGGAAAAGACGGUGCAGGAAUGGUGCGAUGCGAUUAACGGAAAAAUUCCGGCUGCCCCGAUUAGGAAUAUCAGGGGAACGUUUGAUGAGCAUCCGCAGAGUAAAGAUAGGAAGGUGGUGGAGGAAGUGGAUCAUCCGAGAGCGGGGAGGAUUAAGAUUGUUGCGCCCGCGGUAAGGUAUGGUGAUGGGAAAAUGAGGGUGAGGCGUGCUCCGCCAGUGUUGGGACAGCAUACGGAUGAGGUGCUGAUGCAGGAGUUGGGGUUGAGUGAGGAAGAGGUUGUCAAGUUGCGGGAGGAGGGCGCUAUUGGGCCUUGA